UUUUUAAGCAUCAAUUAAAAAUUUAAAUUCUUAUAAAAACAAAUUCAUGUCGAUGUUUUCGUAUAAAUUAUUGUAAAUUUUAUGAUAUCUUCUAUAUCAUGGAUUAUCGAAGCAUUCGAAUAGAUGUAUAAAUAUUUUUUACUUUAGUCAACAAAUAACAAAAAAAAAAAAAAAUAUCAACAGAAAAAGAGUUGUUGGAAAUGUCUAGCGAAAGAGUUUGUUUGGAGCACAACUAUUUCAGUUUCGAUGCGAGUCAUCUACAAAAUAAUAGUUUACUGGACACAGUGGAUGUGGGGAAAAGUAAAAAGCCAAAAUUGUCACACUCAGAUAAUCAAGAUUGCAAUGGUGAUGCCAUUGCGGGUCCAUCAAAUGACGAAUCAACGCCAAAAAUAUUUAAAUUGAACAUCGAUUGUUUGGAAGAAAUAUUUGAAUAUUUGAACGUGAAAGACCUGCAUUCAUUCGGUAAAACAUGCAGGCGAAUGAACAAAGUGGCCGGCGAAUAUUACAAACAAAAUUAUUCAUCGGCUGAUAUAAGAUGUGAAAAAGAUGGAAUUUACAUGUACGAAGGUUACGUAAAAGAGCGUAUAUCUGGUUUCAAUAAGUUCAUUCCAUGUAUUUCAUAUUAUGGUGAUGAUCCAAAUGACGAUCUCGGUCCAGUUAAAUAUAUUAAAUCUCAUAUAAAUGAAUUUGAAUCAACUAACCACAUUCAUCUCGAGGAACUAAGCAUAAAUAAAACAAGAAUUGGGUAUUUUAAAAAAUUGUUGCCCCAACUGGAAAUUGUACGGCAUCGAGAAUGUUCGGUGGAUGGUGAUUUUUACGAUUUGUUACUGAAAUACUGUAAAAAUUUGAAAGAGAUUCAUGUUCAAAACUGGGAUGUCGGUAAUCGAAGAAAAGUUAAACUCAACUGGCUAUUACAAAAAUAUCCCAAGCUUGAACGUUUUGAGUUGAGACCUUCUAAGCCCUGUCGAAUUGAAGAGCUACGUGAGUUUUUCGUACGCAAUCCAAAUGUACAGAGAUUUUCAACUACUGCAAGAUUUUUGUGGAAAAAUGAUGACAUAUUUUUAAAUUCCAAUGCAAAAUUGGAUAUAUUGGAACUUGAAGGAUUUAACAAUUAUUGUCCUUCGUUCAAAGGGAAGCAGACGUCGGAGAAUAUUUUGGAAUUAUUAAAUCAACUACAUAAAAGAGACUUCUAUAAACGAUUAUACAUUUACGUCAAUAGAGUUAACAAAGAGAUGAGCACUUUAUUCACCUCACUAGAAGGUCUCGAGCUAUUAUGCAUUGAAGAGAGCUUUCAAAAGAGCUAUAAUUUAGCUCAAUUGACCAAUCUGAAAGAAUUAAUUAUGUUUGGAUCGAAAAUUCCUAAGUAUAUGGAGAUUUUAGCAAAUGGCCUAACAAAACUCGAACGUCUUUACAUUCAUUCGGCUAGCAUUGGUGACAUUAUGCCAUUCAUUCGUCGAUCACCGAAAUUGAACAAAAUCAAAUUCAUACCUCCAUAUUACUCGACGGGUGUAGUUUUGAAUUUGGCAAUGUUGAAUAAGGAACGUGCCAAGUUGACCGGAGCACGAAAAAUAAUAAUUUAUACACGUGAUGAUGUUUUCUUGGCUACCAAAUGGACGACCAGAAACGGUAACACCAAUUUAAGUUUCAUCGAAAUGAGACGAGUGGAUUCGAUUAAAUGGAAUCAUUAUUUUCAAACACAAUUUUUUGGAUAGGAAUAUAUUAUUCAAAUCAUCAAUCAGAUCAAUGAAUUUAAAAUCUUUUCAGAUUUAGUUUUGAGAAAAAGCUAUAGACCUUUAUAUAAUACUUCACGACACUUUUUAAAUUUAAGAAGUAAAAAAGUACAAAAAAUUGAUUCCAAUAUAGUCUAAGUAAACUUUUGAAUACAAAGAAGUCCAAUCAAACAAGUCUUUUUCUUUCGAAAAAUGUAAUCGAAAGUACAGCACACCUUUGUGUUUGAUAAUUCAACUUGAAUUUGACACAAAUGUUAAUGGAUAGGCCGCAUGGUAACCGCAUCGAUUUUAAAUACAACUGGCUGUUACAAGAAUAUCCUAAGCUCGAACGUUUAGAAUUGAUGCCUCGUGAUUCUUAUCAAUUUGAAGAGCUACGUGAAUAGUUCGAACGCAAUCCAAAUGUACAGAUAUUUUCAACUACUGCAAGAUUUUUGUGGAAGAAUUGUGACACAUUUAUAAAUUCCAAGGCAAAAUUGGAUAUAUUGGAACUCAGAGAAUUUGACGAUUGGUCUUCAGAAAGGAAGAAGACGUCGGAAAAUAUUGUAGAAUUAUUAAAUCGACUUCAUGAACAACGCUUUUAUAAGCGAAUAUUCUUUUUAUAUUUAUGAAGUUGAACUUCAUUUGCCUCGCUCAAAGGUCUCGAACUAUUGUGCAUUCGAUGUUUUAACGAGAGUUAUACAAUAAUCUAGCUCAAUUGACCAAUUUGAGAGAAUUGAUCAUUCUGAAUGCAUUGAAAGUCAAGAAUAUGGAGAUUUUAGCAAUUGGCCUGACAAAACUCGAACGUCUUUAUAUUGAUUGGGCUAGCAUCGAUGACAUUAUGCCAUGAGACGAUUGAAUUCGAUAAAAUGGAAUCAUUAAGUAUUAUUAAAUACAGUUUUUCAGAAUAGGAAAUCAUUAUUCAAAUCAUCAAUCAGAUCAAUAUUCCACUUGAAUUAGAAAUCUUUUCAGAUUCAUUCUUGAGAAAAAGCUAAAGAAGUUUGUCUUUUUCUUGCAAUUUAUAUAUUUAACGAUACUGAUGUAAGUAGUAUGUAAAUGCCGGUUUCAUCCACGUUUUUCAGUAUUAGUGCACACACAUACACAUAUAUACUCACACACACACAUGGUGUUAAUUUAUUUAAUUGAUGUAGUGAGUGUAUUGAUUGACAAUAUGAAAAACAUUGACUGACAUGAUAAUUUUUUGAAAUGAUUUUUUCAUGAUAAUCAAAACUAAAUCAAUCCGAUCGAAUACUUAGAUCAAAAAACAACAC
This is a messenger RNA of Contarinia nasturtii (swede midge), 2977 nucleotides long. RefSeq lists its product as uncharacterized. The transcript is spliced from 2 exons. Lineage: Eukaryota; Metazoa; Arthropoda; Insecta; Diptera; Cecidomyiidae. Gene Ontology annotation, molecular function: protein binding. The record is from RefSeq and is a predicted model, not a curated record. Bases 201 to 1712 code for a protein of 503 amino acids.